This is a messenger RNA of Polypterus senegalus (gray bichir), 1364 nucleotides long. It is a transcript of the gene tmem86b, whose product is annotated as transmembrane protein 86B. The transcript is spliced from 4 exons. Bases 188 to 940 code for a protein of 250 amino acids. The record is from RefSeq and is a predicted model, not a curated record. Gene Ontology annotation, cellular component: membrane. NCBI's taxonomy places the organism in Eukaryota, Metazoa, Chordata, Cladistia, Polypteriformes, Polypteridae.
GCAGUUGGGAGGUAAAAGUCCAUAUGAAGCUCUGACAGGUAAUAAAUUCCAGGCUGUACUCAGAGGAUAAGCACCGUGGAAGAGCGAUCGCAUCCUGGUACGGGACAAACAAGAAGUCACUGAGAGUCCUGGGCAAACAGAAAAGCACAUCAGGAAGAAGACGGGCAGCAGCUGGUGAGAGGGUACAAUGGACAUCUUGCAGACAGAGGCCUAUUUCAGGAAGAAGGAACGCCACUCAUUUGGGGUGCUGCUCUUCAGCCUACUGCCUUUCCUCCUCUCCAGCGGGUUGUAUUUCUACCUAUGGCUGCCUGAGUCCAGCCCCUCUCCCCACUCGGCUGCAGUAAAAUGCAUUCCUGUUCUAACACUGUCUGCAAUGCUCUUCUGUCACAAAGGCUGCUCUUUAGGGCACCCUGCGGGAAAGCUGCUAUCUGGACUGCUGAUGUCUGCAGUGGGAGAUGUCUGCUUGAUUUGGAAGGAUCUUCUCCUGCCUGGUGUUGCCUUCUUCUCCCUUGCCCAUAUUCUAUAUUCCCUGUCAUUUCUUAGUACUCGGUCACGCAGACCCUCCUGGCUCCUCCUCCCAUGUCUUGUCCUCUGGAUCUUCACUGGCUGCACCUACAUGUACAUUCUACCCCACCUCCAGGUACGGCCUGAUGCACAGUUAAUGGUCCCUGCUGUUGGCUUCUACUGCAUCCUCAUCACUAUAAUGACCAGCUUCGCCUUCAGGACCACCCGACCACCUACAAUUGCCGGCUCACUCUUCUUCAUGGCUUCUGACUUCAUUCUGGCCCAUCAGCUGUUUGUGGCUCCUGCUCCCUGGGGAAGGAUGAUGAUCAUGAUCACCUACUAUUUGGCUCAGUUACUAAUAGCAGUUGGGGGAGCUUUGGAGAGGCAAGAUUAUGACCUAUACGCUGGGGAGCGCAGUAAGAGGAAGAAAAAGUAGUCAGAAAAGGGAAGGAACCAUGAGAGGCAAUAAGAGUGUCCAAUAAUGGGGUGCAAGAACAGCAAGCAAAGAGGAUGAAGGUGAUGUCUCAAGAAAACCAAAGGCAUUUAUAAAAAGCACACAGCUUUGUAGUCCAUGAAACACAAAAACUAAAGACAUACUUUCUUUUGUAUUUUUGGCUGCUUUUUAAGAGAAGCAGAAGGCAGAAUGAACCUCUGGAAAUCUUAAGAUGUAUAAAGAUACUAGGACCCACCAACUCCUUUCAGAAUUGAUAUUUGGUAUUGAACAUUUUUUUAAUUUUAGCUUCAGAGUGGAUACCCAGUUGCAAACAUGGAGGCCGAGUGCCCUGUUACAAAAAAUACUUGAAAUGAGAGCCUUUGGGCAGCUUACCCAAAGAAAUGUUAUUUUAUCCCAGUAAAAUGGA